CACCACCGGCACGUUAGCCGACGUUAAACCGUUAAACCCGGAGGAAGCAGGAACACACGGGGCGGCUUGUGAGCAGCAAUCACGGCUGUAAACGGGUUGUGUUCACCGGGACAGAGGAACCUCCAGGACUGCACCGGGGAUUCGUCACUCUUAGAGCCGGGACUGGAGCUCUGUCUGCCGGGGAGAGGCGCUGCCUGCCGCGGUGUGUGUGUGUCCGGAGGCCGGCUGAGGGGAAGAUGGAGACCCCAGUGUGAACACCUCAGCUAAGUUAAUCAAAGCUCUUCUGGGUCGGCUACACUCAGAAACGUCCAGAACCAUGGAUCAGACACUGUUUAAUUUAUCAGGCAACGGGCGCAUCGUCGCCGGCCUGCUGGUCAACCUGCUGUCCUCCAUCUGCAUCGUCUUCAUCAACAAAUGGAUCUACGUACACUACGGCUUCCCCAACAUGACGCUGACCCUGGUUCACUUCGUGGUCACCUGGCUGGGACUCUACAUCUGUCAAAAGAUGGACAUCUUCUCUCCAAAGAGCCUCCCGGUGCGCAGGAUCGUGUGGCUGGCUCUGAGCUUCUGUGGGUUUGUGGCCUUCACCAACCUUUCCCUGCAGAACAACUCCAUAGGCACGUACCAGCUGGCUAAAGCCAUGACCACGCCCGUCAUCAUCCUCAUCCAGACCACCUACUACAAGAAGACCUUCUCCACCAAGAUCAAACUGACACUGGUGCCCAUCACGUUAGGGGUGAUCCUGAACUCGUACUUUGACGUGCGGUUCAACCUGCUGGGGACGGUGUUUGCAUCACUGGGUGUUCUGGUGACGUCACUUUACCAAGUGUGGGUUGGGGCUAAACAACAUGAGCUUCAGGUGAACUCCAUGCAGCUUCUGUACUAUCAGGCUCCUCUGUCCUCAGGCUUCCUGCUCUGUGUCGUCCCUCUGUUUGAACCGCUGACUGGAGACGGAGGAAUAUUUGGACCCUGGUCUCUGCCCGCUCUGGUAACGGUGCUGUUCUCGGGUGUGGUGGCGUUCCUGGUCAACCUGUCCAUCUACUGGAUCAUUGGAAACACCUCGGCUGUCACCUACAACAUGUUUGGUCAUUUUAAAUUCUGCAUCACUCUGAUUGGAGGAUACCUGCUCUUCCAUGACCCGCUGUCACUGAACCAGGCGUUUGGGAUCCUCUGCACUCUGGCGGGCAUCCUGUCCUACACUCACUUCAAGCUGGCUGAGCAGGAGGAGGGGAAGAGUCGACUGGCUCAGAGACCGUAGGCUGGUUCACCUGUCAGUCACCUGCACAGACUCCUGACCGGCCACCGGCUGCACAGACCUCUUUAUAUAUUUUUAUAUUGCUAUGAGUACUUUUCAGGAGAGUAAAGAUUGUCGUCAUGGUUCACCGACACGUCGGCGCAUCGUCGGCUCUUCACUCUCCUCCCUGCGGCGGCUGCAGCAUGAAAAGCUUUGAUAAUUAAAUAUUAAACCAUCUUUGUUUCAUCCAAAGCAGAUAUACGAACACUUUACCAAACAGCUGUCACACAGACUGACGCAGGAGGGGUUGUGCUGUUUGUGGCGAGCCGUUAAUGGACUGGACUACAGGUUUGUGUCAUCACAGGGUGGGCGGAGUUACAGGACAGACUGUUCAAGAGCCUUCGAGCAAAGCAUCAAACCUUCAUCUGCUGCUGGACGCACACGCUGCCGUCACAACAAUAUAAUAAUGAUUAACCCUUUGAAUCCUAGAGCGAUGUCACUUUACGGCUUUCAUGAAUAUUGAACCCUGAGUGAAUUGAUUACUUUCAGAAACAUGGGGAAAAAUAGCAACGAGCAACUUGGUGAGAAAUGCCCGAAAAAUUGCAAAAAAUUUAUAGAUUUAGAAAUUUAAAAAAUAACUAGGGAAAAGCUUGAUUUAUAAUUAUUAUUAUUACAUUUUAAAAUUAUUUUUACAGAAUUGUUUUAAAUUUUUAAAACUUUUUUUUCAACUGAUCUUCUUGUUUUUCAUUUUCUCUGUUUAUUAAUGUCUUGCAAAUUUUUGGGGUAAUUUCGUCUUUCGUUCGUUGCUCAUUGCUUCUUCCAAUAUUUUUGAAAGACAUGCCAGUUUGCUCGGGUUUCAGAGGGUUAAUAAAAUGCGAGCACAAAAUGUUUCAACGCGGUACUUCAUCCUCAGUGUCUGUACUUCAAUACUUUUUUGAUACCACGUGUUUAAAAUAAAACGAUCUCUGUGAACUCUACAUUCGAUCAUCGAUUCGUAUCCAGAGUUUGUAAUAGAUUUCUCUUUUUUUAAUCGAAAGUGUUUACGGUCUCGUUCAUUGUCAUUUUUAUUCAUUUUCUUCUUUAUUUUUCUUUUAUUUGUAGCAUUUUUACAGGACUGAGGCUGUGAUGAGGAUUUUAUUACAUUUUUAUUUCUAGUUUUUUAUUUCCUUCGUGAGAAAACAUUUCAGGAGGUGGUCUGAUGCACUGUCUCUGUGGGGACGCAGCAGGGACGAGGUCGCAACAGGAUCUAAAGUCUAACUGUAUCAGUACAGAGGUUCAAACUGAGCAUGCUCAGUAGGUCUGAAUCGUCAGUGCAAAACUCUUCCUGUCGUCAUUUUUACUUCACUGUGUUCAAUGUUCUCAGUCUGCUGAAUAAAACCUGAUGUGAUGACUUCA
This is a messenger RNA of Epinephelus moara (kelp grouper), 2629 nucleotides long. RefSeq names its product solute carrier family 35 member E3 (gene slc35e3). The transcript has 8 exons. Gene Ontology annotation, cellular component: Golgi apparatus. NCBI's taxonomy places the organism in Eukaryota, Metazoa, Chordata, Actinopteri, Perciformes, Serranidae. The record is from RefSeq and is a predicted model, not a curated record. Gene Ontology annotation, molecular function: nucleotide-sugar transmembrane transporter activity; antiporter activity. The coding region runs from base 317 to 1258 and encodes 313 amino acids.